Messenger RNA from Fusarium redolens, 153 nucleotides. RefSeq lists its product as uncharacterized. NCBI's taxonomy places the organism in Eukaryota, Fungi, Ascomycota, Sordariomycetes, Hypocreales, Nectriaceae. The annotation marks the transcript as partial. The record is from RefSeq and is a predicted model, not a curated record. The transcript has a single exon.
AUUAUAGUAAUUAAUAACUUUACUUAUCUUACUAAAAAUAUAUUAGUAUUAUAUUUUAUAAGCUAUAGAUUUAAUAGCUAUUAUUCUCUAAUACUUUAUUUAUUUAUUAAGGUAAUAGGUAAGUUUCUUAUAGAGGCUAGAGAAAAGCCUUAA